Molecule: messenger RNA, 2156 nt
Organism: Labrus bergylta (ballan wrasse)
Lineage: Eukaryota; Metazoa; Chordata; Actinopteri; Labriformes; Labridae
Gene: crym
Product: crystallin, mu
Biological process (GO): thyroid hormone metabolic process
Cellular component (GO): cytoplasm
Molecular function (GO): thyroid hormone binding
Source: RefSeq, a predicted model, not a curated record
UUUAGACAAACAUUUAAAGGCGUACCACCCCUCUUGAGGAGCCACACGGUACUCAUCUGAAUCAAACAGAAGUCAUGGCUGCUCCACCUGUUGUCAUUUGGGAGGAUGAGGUGGCGGAGCUGCUGCUUUACAGAGAGCUGAUCCCGCGGCUGGAGGAGGCUUUGGGGAAGUUCUCCAGGCGGGACAGCGCGGAGGUGAUCCAGCCUGUGCGCACCAUUAUUCCCCUGCAGAAACAUAACGGCUUCCUGGGUUUGAUGCCUACAUACAUGGAGAACGAUGGUGUCCUGAGCACAAAGUUCGUGUGCUUCUAUAAGAGGGGGGACGAUUCAAAUUUACCUUCCACACAAGCAACAGUGGUGCUGCUGGAUCCUGAGUAUGGGAAUGUAAAGGCUGUCAUGAAUGGAGAGGUCAUCACGAGAAUGAGGACAGCUGCAGCUUCAGCCAUCUCUGCUAAAUUGUUGAUGCGUCCUGAAGCGGAGGUUCUGGCCAUAUUGGGGACCGGCAAUCAAGCUCUGAGUCAUUACAGUGUCUUCACAGAAAUAUUUUCCUUUAAAGAGGUGCGUGUGUGGAGCCACACGAGGGAAGGGACAGAGAGGUUUUGCAAAUGUGUCAGUGGUCCAGUGAGGGCAUGUGUCUCAGUGGAGGAGGCGGUGAGGGGAGCAGACGCCAUAGUUACAGUCACAAGAUGUACAGAGCCGGUGCUGUUUGGUCAGUGGGUCAAACCAGGAGCUCAUGUAGCAGCGGUGGGAGCCUGCAGGCCAGACUGGCGGGAGCUGGAUGACGUGCUGAUGAAGGAGGCCGUGGUGUACGUCGACAGCAGGGAGGGAGCGAUGGCCGAGUCUGGUGACAUCAUCCUCUCUGGGGCUGAAGUGUUGGCGGAGAUCGGAGAGGUUAUAAAUGGGACAAAACCUGCGUACAGAGAGAAGACCACCGUGUUCAAAUCCCUCGGAAUGGGAGUUGAGGAUGCGGUGUCUGCUAAGCUGGUGUUUGACCAAUGGAAUGCAAAAGCCAGCAAACGAUGAAUUGUGUUGGUAUUUCAGCUUGGACCAUCGAGAGUACAAAACACUGCACACUUUGAUCAAGCACACAAAAGAUUAGGGGAAAAAAAAAUCAAGAUUAAGGCAAAAUAUGAAAAGACGGGAUCAAGCCCAAAUUUAUGAUUCAGUUUAUUUCUCCUGGAGAAAGAAUGCUUCUGCUUUAAGACCUGAUGAUUCAGCUGACAAUAUUACCAUAUUCUCACUUUCUGUUUUUGUGUAAACAUUAACAAUAAGGAAAAGUUUGUCAGUUCCCAUGCUACUUAACUGAUGCUUACCACGGUGGUCAUUUUACGAUUUAUCUGGACACAUGAAUGCUAGCAUGCUAGCAGGUGAUGGGGUCAGUCCAUAGGGUCAGCCCUAUGUUCCCACAUUUCUAGGACAUUUUCAAAAUUAUGUCUUAUCAUAUUUAAGCACUGUCAAUUACCUAUGUACAUUUAUGUCUAUGGGCGCACCAGAUUUAGCUAAAAGCUACAUUCCAUCUGUAGUCCAUUGCUACUGGAUAAUAGGUUGGGUGUAAUUGGCUACACAAUUGGGAGAAAGGAGGAAAUGUGGGAACAUAGGCACGCUCCCCAGGUGAUCAUCUGUCACAGUACGGGGAAAUCACUUAAUGGUUACACUGGUUAUCUCUAGUUGGUGUGUUGGCUUGAAAGCUUUGCACUGACACUUAAAUUAGCAUGCUGAAGUCUAAUUUUUUUUUUUUUUAACUAGCUGAUCUUAUGAUGUGUUAGCAUGCUCAGAAUUACAAUCAUGCACCAAACACAAAGUACUAGCAUGUUUGGUGUCUGAGUCACAUAUGGACCUACUUACAGCUGAGGAAGUGAUCAACAGACAUCACCUUUCAAGCGUCCUAGUGUGGCUAAUAAUGUAAACUCUUACUAGAUUUGUCUUCUUACGCGAGAUGAUGUUAUUGUUUUCUCUUCAUUCAUUAGGAUAAACUUAUCAGCUCUUUUCAGACAUGCCGUUGGGAAAUGGACACAUCACCGUUUGGACAGUAGAGAUAAAAUACAACAAAGCAUUUGAUAUGAGUUUAUUUGCUUUUCUUAUCAAAAUCGGCAUUUUACAAAAUGAAAGCUCGAAAUUAAACCCAAGUGUGCAUUUUGUACUUUUCAAUAGAAAAGU